AUGAUACGGGUGGCUAGCGCUAGGUGGGGUCGAAAAAAGGAAAAGCCAUCACAAGCAGAGGACAACCAAACCAUCAGCUCUCUACAGGGAGGAGCACCCACUGAGAAUGAAAUCCAUUCUCCGUCUACCACAGAGUGGUCCCGGAAUCCUAGUCAAAAAACAAAGAAAUUCAAGAAGACAAAGAGCAACAACGGCACUUCACGCACACAAGUUGAUCCAGAUCCAGUGGAGGCUAUUGAAUGGUCCCGAAAUCCUCGUCGUUCCAAAACAAGGAAAGUAAAGAAGAAAAAGAGCAGCGAUGACAAGUCAAUUGAUUCCACAUCAAUCAAAUCGGAAUCAGAUCGCCCAAGAGAUGCCCGAAAGAAACGAAAGGGGAAGAGAAACAAACGAGGAAAGAAUGCAAACCUAGUCAUCGACGAUAGUCUUCCAACUCGUGACUUCACUUUUGAAUGGUCCCGGGUAUCUGGUGCCUCGGAUCCAAAACACAAGACGGAGAAAACAAGUGAUUACAUCGACGAAGAUGAGACAUCUCUCAAGUCAUCAAAUAGCGAGUAUCCAAAGAAGACCAAAUCUGCAAGAUCUAUGGACUCGGGCAGUAGUCAUAGCCGAGAUGUAUCGGUCAAGUCGUCUGCUAGCCGCAAGCCACGCAGGAAGAAGAAAUCUACUAAAACUGACGACGUCGAAGACAGUGGCCACAGCCGGUCCGAUGUCUCCCUGAAUUCAUCGUCAAGUCCAAAGAAGACCAAAUCCUCAAGGCACGUGAUCGACGAUUCCAAUGAUAGACAAAAGAAACUCAAAAGAAACAAAUCUACCCGAAGCGUUGACUCGGCGAGCAGUCGUAGCGUGGAUCGUUCCACCAAAUCAUCAAACCACCGUCGGAAGCUACCAAAGAAGAACAAAUCGACUCGAAGUAUGGACUCAACUAGUAGUCAUCGCCUGAAUAAGUCGCCGAAGAAGAAAAAAAGCAGACGUGACAAGUCCAUUGAUUCCUCUCCACGCACUCCAGACGAUGCCCCAAAACGCAGGAAGAAGAAGAAAAAACACUCAGACACGAGCGAUAGUGCCCAGACUCGCGAUUUCUCCUUUGAAUGGUCCCGAGUACCUGCAUCGAAUACAAUGCAACACAAGGAAGAGUCUGAAUCUCCGAGUGACCACUCUGAAGCAGACGAAGAAGCGUCCCUAUGUACAUCCAGUAGUAGUCACAAGCCUCUAGAGCGCACCGAACCUCGAAAUCCACCAGGAAGGACCCAUUCCGGACAUAGCGUGGGCUCUUUGAUGAAUCGCAGUAGUACUGAGUUGACGCGAAUACAAUCAAAACUUGAGGACAUCAAAUCGUCUCGAAGUGUGGAAAAAUCAAGCCAUGGUGACAAAGAUGCAAUACAAAAGGAGGAAGAGCCUCACAAACCAGCAGGAAGGACCCACUGCCCGAAGAGCGUGGACGCUCUGGUGAACCGCAGUAGCACUGAGUUGACGCGAAUACAAUCAAAACUUGAAAAGUUAAAGUCGUCUCGCAAUCUUGACUUAUCAAACCGCAGUGCCAAGGAAGAGGAGUCCGUGGAUCAGGUGGCGAUGCAAAAUAACAAAUCGCCUCGAGCGAUUACCGCUGAUGACAAGAAUGAUGGACGUUUCGCAAUCUCACACCAGCUACGGAAGGAGCUUGAGCCUGAGCCGAACGGAGAGCACAAGAACCUCCAAAGAUUCUUUGCAGAUCUGGAAAAGUAUGAAACGGAUCUCAUGGAUGAGCAAAAUGUUUUGGAUUUGGAAAAACAGAAUUUGCAAUCCAGAGUGUUCGAACAAGUCAAGAGACAGGAACAGCUCGAAACGACAUUGCAUGCGCUACAGGAGAAGUAUCAGGUGCUGUAUCUUCAGUUAGACGACGUAGAUCACCCGGUCGAUAGCAUCCAUACUCGCAGGGAGAUGUUGCAAACGGAAAAUGAAGUAUUACGACUUCGAAUCAAACGCCAAGAGGCCACUUUGGAAAAGUACCAGAAAUCCAAUCUAAUGAAAAGCCGAGAGAAUUUUCUCAUGAGCGAAGUUUUGCUAGCCUCGUCAGCUGUAUCAUCACUUACUCAAUCUGCACCGCAAAUAAGGGGCGAACUAUUGGAGCUCGAAGCCAAGUUGAAGGAGAGAGAUAAGACACUUGAAGAGCAAGCCUUGCAACGCAAUGAAGUGAAGGCUGAAAUUGGCAAGGUGCAACACGGAAUCACGGGAGGAGAUGAAAUGCAUGUGCUGCAAACUCGUAUUGCGGAUCUUGAAAAGGAGAAGAAGGACUUCAUGGCGGAGAUAGCUCGUCUCCAUAAGGAGGGGAGCGAAACGCAAGAGCAAAAAGAAAUUCCUAGAUUUCAGAGAUCAUUAUCGCACGAUGAGGAAGAGGAUAAGGCAGAUGUGGCAGACAUGAAAUCGAUCCUAGAAGAAGGUGUUAAGGAAGAUAGUACGGAGACUACUAAUGAAAAGACGCAAGAUGUUGGAUUUGUCGGUUGGUUGUUUGGAGUCCAAUCCUGA
This is a messenger RNA of Cylindrotheca closterium, 2502 nucleotides long. The record is from the annotation of a GenBank genome assembly. NCBI's taxonomy places the organism in Eukaryota, Bacillariophyta, Bacillariophyceae, Bacillariales, Bacillariaceae.